Molecule: messenger RNA, 1931 nt
Organism: Pelobates cultripes (western spadefoot toad)
Lineage: Eukaryota; Metazoa; Chordata; Amphibia; Anura; Pelobatidae
Source: the annotation of a GenBank genome assembly
AUGGUUACUGAUGUGGCUGAAGAUGCCGAUGUCAGUGAUAACAUUCUUCCAGAAUGUUGGGACCAGAAUCAGUGGCUAGAAUUUAAAAAAAAGUACCCUUGGCUGUUUGUAGACAAUGGUCUUUUAGGGUGCAAAGUGUGUCGCGAGGUUAAACACCUUGGAGUGUCUGUUUCACAGGGUGUAUCCAUUUCUAAAGAAUGGAGCACUGGUACAAUUACACCAUAUGGCAAAACAAAAAAAGAUAUGUUGACCUCACUACGUAAAAAAAAUCCGCAUACAUAAGAUUUCAGAAGCACAUGUGAAGGCGGGAGAUAUCCAAGCAGUAUCCAGAAAGGAGAUUCUGCAAUCCAAUAUUGCUGAACAGCAGAAGCAUAAGUUUGCAUUAAUAAUAGAUUGCAUUGCUAGUGAAAUGAGAAAAAAAGCUUUGCAAAGCAAUUGUUGAGCAGGCUACAAAAAUUUCUGUUUAUAUUGAUGAGUCUACAACAGUUUCUACCCAUUCAGUGUUAAUAGUUUAUAUUCGUGCCUCUGUUAACGAAAAAGACCCAGUCACUUUCUUUCUUGAUUUGCUUGAUUUGCCUAAAGCAGUUGCACAGUCUAUUGAAGCCACUCUUCUAGCUUGUCUUUCUAAAUUUGGGUUCAGUAAUGACUUUCUUGCCGAGAACUGGAUUGGGGCUUGCAGUGAUGGUGCAAGUGUAAUGCUUGGAAGAAAGUCGGGUGUUCUGGAAUAUCCAAAGAUUGGGAAAUGGCACUGCUUGUGUCAUAGGCUUGAAUUGUGCAUUUCAGAUACAAUUGAUUCUAUUCCUGGUCUUCAUCAUGUAACAUCAUUUUUGGAGAAGUUGUAUGCUGUGUAUCAUCAGUCACCAAAAAAUCUGGCAGAGCUCUCAGAAUGUGCAAAAGAAUUAGAAGUACAAAUUCUUAAAAAUGGAAAAGUUUUUUCAGUUAGAUGGGUUGCUUCAAGCCAGAGAGCUAUACGAACAGUUUGGGAGUCAUAUCCUGCCUUACACAGUCAUUUCUUGAAAGCAAGCUUAAGUUCAGCUAAUAACAGUAAGCAGAAAUCUGUAUUUAGUGGCCUUAACAAGGUCUUGACAUCAGUAGAUUAUUUGUUAAACCUUGCAGGGGUUGCGGAUGCUGUUCAGGAAAUGGGACUGUUAUCUGAAGCUCUGCAAAGAGAUGACAUCACACUUCCACGAGCCUAUCAGCUGAUUAAUCGUUCCGUUCGUGCCGUUGAAAAAAUGAAAGACAUGCCUGGCAAACAUCUGAAAGAAAUAAUGGAAUCGCUGGAGAAAGGGAAUUUCAAAGGUGUGACCAUCAAUCCAGAGAGUACAAAAGGCCAAGUGAGGAUAAAUAUCCCUCAAUUUUAUCAAAGUUUGGUGGAUACUUUACGCUCCAGACUCUUUGCUUUAACUGCGAGCAACAGACCUGCAGCUUCAUGACAGUCAGGUGAAUUUGAAACUCUUGUCUCUGAAAUUGACAUCCUGAAUUCACAGCGCUGGCCAAUCAAUGUGGACAGUCCGUGGUUUGAAGGUGAAGCGAAGCUGGAGCAGCUGUGCAAAAGAUUCCGUCUCAGGUAUGCAUCCAUCUGUGAAGGUUUCAGAGACUACAUUGAUAAUGGUGGUGCAGAUAUUCCCAAAAAUCUAAAACCAGUGGUGACAGCAGUUAACAGUCUUCCAGUGACAUCCGGUGAUUGUGAAAGGGGCUUCAGUACAAUUAAUUUGGUGAUGUCACCCAUUAGGAGUGGGCUUGGCAUUGAACGCCUGUCUUCUCUUUUGUUUAUUAGUCUCAUUGGGCCUCCUGUGCAUUUAUGGGAUCCUUUACCAUACGUCACAAAAUGGCUGACCACACAUCGCAGCGCAGAUGAUACUAAAUCUCGGAAAGUUGAUAAUCUUGCACGGCAAGGGCAACGUUAUUCCAGUUUGUGGAAUAUUUUCUAA